ACCAUACCGCAGCCAUUCAGCCCAGGCAAGCAAGCUACCGAACGGUUCUUUCUUUUACUGGCUGCUCGCUUACCCUCCAAAAACCAAUGCCAAAGUUUUCCCACAACUCCGGCUUUACAUGGCAAACAGCCCCCAGCCCAAUUUAAUUAGUUAUUAACUUAUUAUACUAUUCUAAUGAAUUGACCCAAACCCCUACUCUCUUUCUCUCUCACAUCCUAUCUCUGUCCCUCUCGUCUGGCGUGUCCUCCCGAACCCUUUCUCCGGUCUCAUUCCUUCCCUCCGCUUGAUCAGGAUUAUAGAUUUUGAAGUGAAAGACGAGAAAUGGCGAUGUAUAUCGUAUCUCGUCGGCUUUCCGCCGGAUCCACCACCUCCCAGCUGGUCACCUCUCUCCGUUACGCCACUUGCUGGAGGUCCUACUCGACGUCGUUUAGGGAGGAACGAGACACUUUCGGCCCCAUUAAUGUCCCCUCCGAUAAAUUGUGGGGAGCGCAAACUCAGAGAUCGUUACAGAAUUUUGAAAUAGGCGGCGAGCGUGAACGGAUGCCUGAACCUAUUAUUCGUGCCUUUGGUAUUCUCAAGAAAUGUGCUGCUAAGGUGAAUAUGGACUAUGGUCUUGAUCCAACCAUUGGGAAAGCAAUAAUGCAAGCGGCCCAAGAAGUAGCUGAAGGGAAACUCAAUGAUCACUUUCCGCUUGUUGUUUGGCAAACUGGCAGUGGCACUCAGAGUAAUAUGAAUGCCAAUGAGGUUAUUGCUAAUAGAGCAGCUGAGAUCCUUGGGCAUAAACGUGGUGACAAAUUUGUGCACCCAAAUGAUCAUGUUAAUAGAUCUCAGUCGUCUAAUGACACAUUCCCAACUGUAAUGCACAUUGCAGCUGCAAUGGAAAUAAACUCAAGAUUAACACCUCAGUUGAAGAUUUUGCAUUCCACAUUACAUUCAAAGUCUAUUGAAUUCAAAGAUAUUGUUAAAAUUGGUCGCACUCACACUCAAGAUGCAACACCUUUGACUCUUGGGCAAGAGUUUAGUGGCUAUACAACACAAGUCAAGUACGGAAUUGAUCGGGUUUUGUGCACCCUGCCACGCAUGUAUCAGCUUGCACAAGGUGGUACUGCAGUGGGGACAGGAUUGAAUACAAAGAAAGGGUUUGAUGAAAAAAUGGCAGCUGCAGUAGCUGACGAAACACAAUUGCCGUUUGUCACUGCAGAAAACAAGUUUGAAGCUUUGGCUGCACAUGAUGCCUUUGUUGAAACUAGCGGAGCCCUAAACACUAUUGCUACUUCCCUGAUGAAGGUUGCAAAUGACAUACGAUUGCUGGGAAGUGGUCCCCGAUGUGGCCUUGGUGAGCUUAUUCUUCCUGAAAAUGAGCCAGGCAGCAGUAUUAUGCCUGGGAAGGUGAAUCCAACCCAGUGUGAGGCUCUUACUAUGGUGUGUGCCCAGGUUAUGGGUAACCAUGUGGCUAUCACCGUGGGUGGAUCAAAUGGCCACUUUGAAUUGAAUGUGUUCAAGCCAAUGAUUGCUAGUGCACUCCUACAUUCACUGAGAUUGCUGGGUGAUGCAUCUGCUUCCUUUGAGAAGAACUGUGUGAGGGGAAUUCAAGCUAAUAGGGAAAGAAUUUCAAAAUUACUUCAUGAGUCUCUAAUGCUUGUCACAUCCUUGAACCCUAAAAUUGGUUAUGAUAAUGCUGCAGCUGUUGCCAAGAAAGCCCAUAAGGAGGGGUCCACUUUGAAGGAAGCGGCAUUGAAACUUGGUGUGCUAACUAGCGAAGAAUUUGACAAUCUUGUGGUGCCUGAGAAAAUGAUUGGCCCAUCUGACUGACAAGCUAUUUUGCUACCCAGAUUUUAGUUUUGAAACCAUUUUUCUCGAUCAGUUGGAUUUAUAAGUCCAAUAAAAUCCAACGGCGAUUUUCUUCAUGUUCUGAUUUGGAAACUGAUAUUCUUGAGGUUUUCUCAUUGGGUUUGUAUUGUUUAUGCAUUUGACAGUGAAAGAGUGGCCCUUAAUUGGCUAAUAAGGGGAAAGCCUCCCUCAUUUUGUAAGGAGACAGUGUACUGAAGGAAAGUUAAAUGUAGAAUAAAAGAGAUAAUAUCAAGUUGCCAGCAAAGCUGAAUGUGACAUACUUCUUACAUGA
Molecule: messenger RNA, 2122 nt
Organism: Theobroma cacao (cacao)
Lineage: Eukaryota; Viridiplantae; Streptophyta; Magnoliopsida; Malvales; Malvaceae
Gene: FUM1
Product: fumarase 1
Biological process (GO): malate metabolic process; fumarate metabolic process; tricarboxylic acid cycle
Cellular component (GO): mitochondrion
Molecular function (GO): fumarate hydratase activity
Source: RefSeq, a predicted model, not a curated record